AGGCUGAGCGCGCCCCUGCUCUGCUCGCGGGCUAGCUGGGGACUGGCAGGAACCGGAGCAGCACUGCCGCCUCUGGCGCGUAGGCUCAGGCGCCUCCUCCCGCCCCAGUCACUGUGGCUCUGCGCAGGCUGCCGGCGGCUGUCCUUUCCGCCUCUGGGGGAAGAAAACGCUGUUGAGCUUGAACCAUGGCCUCGGGUCGCAGGGGUUGGGACAGCUCCCACGAAGACGACUUGCCGGUGUACCUGGCCAGGCCGGGCACCACCGACCAGGUCCCGCGGCAGAAGUACGGGGGCAUGUUCUGCAACGUGGAGGGCGCCUACGAGAGCAAGACUCUGGAUUUCGAUGCUCUGAGCGUGGGGCAGCGCGGCGCCAAGACUCCCCGGAGCAACCAGGGCAACAGCCGCGGUUCUGGGGGCCGACCCGCGGUGGAGGGUGACACCCCGCGCAGGGGCCAAGGCCGGGAGGAGAGCCGGGAACCGGCGCCCGCGUUGCCCGUACCCGCCGGGGUGGAGAUCCGGAGCGCCACCGGCAAGGAGGUUUUGCAAAACCUCGGCCCCAAAGACAAGAGUGACCGUCUUCUUAUCAAGGGUGGCAGAAUUGUCAAUGAUGAUCAAUCAUUUUAUGCUGAUAUCUACAUGGAAGAUGGCUUAAUAAAGCAAAUUGGAGACAAUCUGAUUGUUCCUGGAGGAGUGAAGACCAUCGAGGCCAAUGGGAAGAUGGUGAUCCCUGGAGGCAUCGAUGUCCAUACUCACUUCCAGAUGCCGUACAAGGGAAUGACCACAGUGGAUGACUUCUUCCAGGGGACCAAGGCUGCCUUGGCAGGGGGCACCACCAUGAUCAUUGACCAUGUGGUGCCUGAGCCUGAGUCAGGCCUGACGGAGGCCUAUGAGAAGUGGCGAGAGUGGGCCGACGGGAAGAGUUGCUGUGACUAUGCCUUGCACGUGGACAUCACCCACUGGAAUGACAGUGUCAAGCAGGAAGUGCAGAGCCUCAUCAAGGACAAAGGUAUCAAUUCCUUCAUGGUGUACAUGGCCUAUAAGGAUCUGUAUCAAGUCUCCAACACAGAGCUCUACGAGAUAUUCACCUGUCUGGGAGAGCUGGGAGCCGUUGCUCAAGUUCAUGCUGAGAAUGGGGAUAUCAUUGCCCAGGAGCAAAGCCGGAUGUUGGAAAUGGGCAUAACUGGCCCGGAAGGCCAUGUGCUGAGCAGACCAGAGGAGCUGGAAGCUGAGGCUGUAUUCCGUGCCAUCACCAUCGCCAGCCAGACCAACUGUCCUCUCUAUGUUACGAAGGUCAUGAGCAAGAGCGCCGCUGACCUCAUCUCACAAGCCAGGAAAAAAGGAAAUGUGGUCUUCGGUGAGCCCAUCACUGCCAGCCUGGGCACAGAUGGAACCCAUUACUGGAGCAAGAACUGGGCCAAGGCGGCAGCCUUUGUGACAUCCCCACCUCUGAGCCCUGACCCGACCACUCCUGACUACAUGAAUUCCUUGCUGGCCAGUGGGGAUCUGCAGCUCUCGGGGAGUGCCCACUGCACCUUCAGCACUGCCCAAAAGGCAAUCGGGAAGGACAACUUCACAGCCAUUCCCGAAGGCACCAAUGGAGUGGAGGAGCGCAUGUCAGUCAUCUGGGACAAGGCCGUGGCUACAGGGAAAAUGGAUGAAAACCAGUUUGUGGCUGUGACUAGCACCAACGCUGCCAAGAUCUUCAACCUGUAUCCCCGCAAGGGAAGAAUCUCUGUGGGUUCUGAUAGUGAUCUGGUCAUCUGGGAUCCAGACGCUGUGAAGAUUGUCUCUGCCAAGAACCACCAGUCGGCUGCAGAGUAUAACAUCUUUGAAGGAAUGGAGCUGCGUGGGGCUCCUCUGGUGGUCAUCUGCCAGGGCAAGAUCAUGCUGGAAGAUGGCAACCUGCACGUGACUCAGGGGGCCGGCCGCUUCAUCCCCUGCAGCCCCUUUUCUGACUAUGUCUACAAGCGCAUUAAAGCCAGGAGGAAGAUGGCCGACCUGCACGCUGUCCCGAGGGGCAUGUAUGAUGGGCCAGUGUUUGACCUAACCACCACCCCCAAAGGGGGUACACCAGCAGGCUCCACCCGGGGCUCUCCCACCAGACCCAACCCACCUGUGAGGAACCUCCAUCAAUCGGGAUUUAGCCUGUCAGGCACCCAAGUGGAUGAGGGAGUUCGCUCUGCAAGCAAGCGCAUCGUGGCGCCCCCUGGAGGCCGCUCUAAUAUCACAUCCCUGAGUUAAGCAGCUCCUCCCCAAAAGAGAAGGGCUGAAGCAAGAAGAGAUUGUUUUGAAGCCAAAAUGGUACACCGAUAUUUAAGAAGGAAAGCGAAUCCAAACAGUUGCGAUUGAAAGAAUCAUUAAGCCUCAAGCCUUAUGUUUCUCCAAUGUUACGCUCGCUUACCUAGCUUUACGAAUAUUGCUUUGUUUUCUGUUUAUGCAUAGCCCUGAUUUGCCCCACCCCCACCCCCAUCUCCAUGCAUGCAAUCAGGCCACUAAGGUUAAAGAGUCUGCUAUAUAGUGUUGAGAGCGUGUGUAGUGCUGCAUCUUAUGACAAGGGGAUCGACAAAGCUGGGAUGUCAGGAAAACGAGCAAAAGGGACGAAAUUACUUUUGGGGUGAGUGGGUGGUGGGAGCCCAGAGCAAGGCAGAGGCUCUGCUCACAGGGCUAGGGGUCGGGUGUGUGGUGGGGGUAGGUGGGCGGGUGGGUGAGCAGAGGGGGUCUUGUGUCUUGUGCUGGUGAAGUGUGUUUAUUUCCAUGGACAAUGCCCGCAGGUCUGCCAAGAAGACAGGUGGUCUUGGAGCUCCAAGUCUUGUCACAUCCCCUCCUACGAGACUAUGCCUUUCCAGUGUUUUAUUAAAACACCACAAUCCAAACCGUGACGUCCACCGUGAUGUUUGGUCAUGCCUGUGUUUGGUCUGGGGCUGCUUUCUCAGUGUUGCUUUCAAAUCCUUCCCUUCCCUAGGUGGGGAAGGUAGAGGGGAGAAAGGAAAUGACUCUCUUCUCUUGUCCUGCUCACCUCUUUGGUGCUGUUAAAAGGCAACAGCUGGGAGCACACAAGCCCUAGGGAGAGGUUAGCCAUGUGUUAAUACAGCCUGUAGUCGCACUAGUCAGCUGCUCAUGGGUGGGUGGUCAUAGAUACAUCCGAGGCAGAGUUAGGAGCUUCUGAUAUCCCCACUUAGGAUGGGAACUGAGAACAACUGAAUACAGGGCUCCUCUGGCUAGUAGUGAGUGUUAAUUCAUUCUCCUGAGCUCUUGAAAUCCAGGCGCAUCCAUGAUUGAAUUGCAUUGUUUUGCUUUUUGUUUCUGACAACA
Erinaceus europaeus (western European hedgehog) is the source of this 3311-nucleotide messenger RNA. It is a transcript of the gene DPYSL3, whose product is annotated as dihydropyrimidinase like 3. Gene Ontology annotation, molecular function: hydrolase activity, acting on carbon-nitrogen (but not peptide) bonds, in cyclic amides. The record is from RefSeq and is a predicted model, not a curated record. Bases 186 to 2240 code for a protein of 684 amino acids. Gene Ontology annotation, biological process: actin crosslink formation. Lineage: Eukaryota; Metazoa; Chordata; Mammalia; Eulipotyphla; Erinaceidae. The transcript has 14 exons. Gene Ontology annotation, cellular component: cytoplasm; cytosol.